Molecule: messenger RNA, 1925 nt
Organism: Paramacrobiotus metropolitanus
Lineage: Eukaryota; Metazoa; Tardigrada; Eutardigrada; Parachela; Macrobiotidae
Product: di-N-acetylchitobiase-like
Exons: 11
Coding region: 443-1711 (422 amino acids)
Biological process (GO): carbohydrate metabolic process; chitin catabolic process
Cellular component (GO): extracellular region
Molecular function (GO): chitinase activity; chitin binding
Source: RefSeq, a predicted model, not a curated record
CAAAAUGCUGUAAGCUAAACGCGAAUCGUGCUGUUGCAGUGCAAUAUUGUCAAACUGAUGCUAUUAUGAUACAACUUCCAGUAGUACAUUAUUACCAGUCUGUGCAAAAUAACAACUUACUGCGUGGGUCACUGUAAGAGUAUCGUUUUUCACAAUUUCAGUCAGUUUAUUUCCAUGAAUUUUGUUAGCAUCUGAAACACAGUUAUUAUGGAAUAAGAUCGAGGUUGUUUUAUACGAUUUUGUCAAGACUCAGUCUCUGGAAGUGCGGAGUGGACAAACUGCACUCGAAAACUGUUACCUUCCGCGGCGGCCUGAAUCUCCUGUCUAUCGGGUAGGCUGAUUGCGGGAACCAUAACCGGCGGAUGCAAUAUCAGUGUGACAUUGGGUGUUUGAACACAAGGCGAGGUCUAUAGGAACAGCGUGUUUUGCGACACUUGAUGCCAUGUUUCGGAUAACGACGCUAUUGCCUGCACUAGGGUGUUUUUUGUUAUUUUGUGGAAAGUCGCCACAGAAUGGCGUUUUUUGUCAGCUAUGGGGAAUGGGAACGGACAAUGCCACCCAGCAGAAGGUUCCGACUAGGAAUAACUCUGGCACUCGCCAUUGCCCUUGUGAAAAUGCCGAUUUAUGUAAACCUAUUCCGGCGCGAUCCAUUGCCAAAAAGGAAGUCUAUGGAUUCGCAACAAACACCAAGAAAGAGGUUUAUCUCAAAUAUGACUGGUCUAAAUUGACUUCGUUAGCCAUGUGGGAAUUUACGGAUGAACUGAUGUGUUAUGCUCACAGUAAAGGGGUGCGGCUUGAUUUGGUAGUAUCUGAAAUUCCCAAAGACAAAUUGACCGAUCCGGAAUGGCGAAAGACUUACAUUCAGCAGAAAGUUGAUAUCAUCACCAAUGGUUUUCUGGACGGUUUGAAUUACGAUCCCGAGUACGGCAUUGCUCUGGGCAGCCCUGAACGUCAAGCACUUGUUGAUCUGGUCAAUGAAACCAGACUGGCACUCAAAAAAGUACUUCCGGACUCCAAGGUCAGUUUCGAUGCGGCAUGGGCUUCGUUUUGCGUGGAUGAUCGCUGUUAUGAUUACAAAGGACUUUCCGAUGCGGCUGAUUGGCUGUUUAUCAUGUCCUACGAUAUUCAGGGGCAGAUCUGGGGUCCGGAUUGUAUUGCCAUGUCCAAUACGCCCUACGAUAAAAUGGUGGAUGGCAUCAGCGGAUAUUUAUCAUUAGGCAUUUCUCCGGAAAAAAUGGUGUUGGGUUUACCUUGGUACGGUUACGAUUAUCCGUGCGUCAGUUUAUCUGACCAGAAGGAUAUCUGCGAAAUUCCAAGGGCAACCUACCAUGGUGCCCCCUGCUCGGACCUGGUCGGCAACCAGAAACAGUUUGAUGAGAUAAUGAUUUUAAUGGAGAACAGUACAAAUGGUCGGCAGUGGAAUUUGGAUGGAGAGGCACCGCAGUUCAAUUACAAGAAUGCUACUGGACAUAUACGGCAAGUGCAUUACGAUGAUCCGCAGAGUCUGGUGUUACGAUAUUUGUUCGCGGUAUCUAACAACAUGCACGGCGUGGGAUUUUGGCACGUGGGCUGCAUGACUAAUAUGGAAACUCCGGAGAAGAGUGCCCUGCGGAAGCAGAUGUGGGAUUUGGUUCCCAGUGCUGCAUCGUGGGAUCGUUACGUGGCCGAGCACCAGUCCAAUGCCACAGCCAAAUUAAGCCGUCAUCGAUGAUGGCACUCUUGCGAAGACGGGUUUAAAUGGAAGGUACUGAAGCGUGUUACACGUGGUUUUGAUGCUCUUUUAAUUGUGGACCAGUUGAUCUGGCAAAUCGUUCUCAUUUGACACUGUCUUUCAUUAGUUUUGUUAAACAGUCCCAUGAAUCUUCAUUCCCAUUUUAAGUGAUUCUUUUUCUGAUACCGGAAUUAAAUAAAAUGAAUUUCAUCGG